Molecule: messenger RNA, 2658 nt
Organism: Recurvomyces mirabilis
Lineage: Eukaryota; Fungi; Ascomycota; Dothideomycetes; Mycosphaerellales; Teratosphaeriaceae
Exons: 1
Coding region: 1-2658 (885 amino acids)
Biological process (GO): biosynthetic process
Cellular component (GO): cytoplasm
Molecular function (GO): oxidoreductase activity
Source: RefSeq, a predicted model, not a curated record
AUGAAAUUCCUAGUUACCUCCGAGGCGCCUGGUAUUGAUUCAUUAGUGCGGGAUCUCGUGCAUGUCAACUUCUGCGCUCCUGCCUCCGAUCUUUCUGCUGCUUUGACGGGACCGGAGACAAUCAACGUGUGGAUUUGCCAUGGCGCAGAAGUUACCGAAGAACUCCUGGACCGGUGGGUCAAUCAGGCCCGUACCACUUCUAAAUCAAUCUUGGUCGAAGACUCGUCCGUAGUCUCUCGACUACAGACCUACUCGAAGGGUCGUCUGGCUGAGAUCGUGACGUUCCCUCCACAAUACCAGCCGCAUUCAGAAUGGGCAGAGUCCCUCCUUCGUGCUGGCGAGAUGAUAUACAUCAGAGCUCAUGUCAGUGCUCCUGGGCCGCAGAGAGCUCGAGAGACCGCUCGGAUGCAUGGAAGAAAGGUGUUACUUGUAGGCGCCGGCAUUUUAAACCUCAUCACGGCUGAGCUCUUGGCCAGUAAAGGCUUCCAUGUGCAAAUAGUCGACGCGGGUCCCGACCCUCGAAAGUGCGAAGAUUGGACUCGAUUAGGCGUUACAAAUGGUGGAGGCAACGCUCGAAUGUUCACUAGCACUGAAGCGGACAAUUACAAUGAGAAAGGCAGCGAGCUCUACCAAAACAUGCGGACCAUCUUUCGACAUACCGCCCGCAACGGUGGCUGGAGCGUCAAGCGGCCAGAGCUGUUCAAUGCUGCAGAGCAGGCAUGGGUACAGUCUUUCGAGCAAGUUCCGGACUGGUUGGCCCGUGCUUUCAAGGAGGACAUUCACGCAGUAAAUCGCACCUCUGGCCAGCUUUGGCGCGAGCUCAUGGACACAGCGCCAGAUCUGUUCGACGGUGUCCAGUUGCGUGAGGGCAUACUGCGCAUGUACGCGGAGCAGAAGCCAUUGGAAGCAGCCCUGGCGAUGAAUCGAUCGCUCAAUACCAUCGUCGAGGACACAUCCCCAGAGUCCUUCCUCGCUGCAUUUCCUGGUUUCGCUCCUGCGGUCGAGACUGAUGACCUCGCGGGCGGCUUCAUCAUUGACGGCUUCACUGUCAAUAUACAUCCGUUCAUGUCGAGACUGAUGGAUCGCAUCACGAAGCUUGGAGGGCAGUUCUCUUGGGAUUGUCGAGUGGAACGCAUCGUCCGCAACAGUAUUGGGAACGUUACCAUGCUGGAGACGCACAGUGAGCCACUGUUCGCGGACGAUUUCAUUAUCAGUCCUGGCGUGACCGGGAACACACUGUUGCGCGGAACAAAGUGCGAGGACUUGAUCCAAGGCGUGUUGGGAGUUUGGUUGCAGAUUCCGAACCUCCAUCCUCAACUGAAGCAUUCCCUCAAGAUUCAUCGUCGUGGACAUUUAGUGGAGGACAUCAACGUCACAGUAGCCAAGAACCUGACAACGGGCGAAGAUGAGCUCAUGCUUGGGGGUGGCUAUGGUUAUACUGGCCAGGAUCGUCCACCACCGGAUUGUCCAGAGUUAAUGGCUCUGUUCGAAGAAUUGAAGGAGGUAGCCCGCAUCUACUUUCCGCGCGGGCAUGCUAUGGCAGUGGAGCGGGGCACCAUGUGGCCCAAUGAGCAGCGAAAGUAUUGCAUUCGACCAUUCACCGCCACUGGCCUCGGUGUAUUCGAGAGGAUCCCAACGACUAGUGGAGGCAAUCUCAUCAUCACCGGCGGCAACAAUACCGGCGGCUUUGCCCAAGCUCCUGCUGUGGCGCGCGCGGUAUGGCGUGGACUCGUUGGUGAGCACGACCCAAUUCACGAACUGUUCCAUCCCGACCGUGGCAGGCUUCCUACCGUGACGGCGAAUAAGAGCCAGGUCGUGAGACCACUGGCACAGCGCAUCACACACGCCUCGUCACCCUUGAAAGUGCUCCUACUCUGCUCCGACGGUCCUCAACAUCACUAUCUACGUCGUCGCGUGGCAAAGUUAUGCCCUAACUUCCGAUGCAUCGUGGAGACGAGCGAGGGUCAGGUUCGCUAUCUGAAGAGGAAAGGUCGGAUGUUUGAUGCCGCUUUCAUGCAGUAUCAUACCUUGCGACGCCACAUGUUCGGACAGGACACGCAGCGUAUGGCCUACUUCGACGGUCUGAUGUCCGAAAAGCACGAGCUGCCUUCGCCCGAUCUUGUUGUUGACAACCUCAAUUGCCGCGAGGUAUGGGAUACGGUUGAGAGGUGGCAGCCCGAGUUGACCAUCGUCUCGGGCACGAAGUAUAUUGGACGCAAGCUCAACGAGCGCGCCGGUCUAAUGAUCAAUCUCCACAUUGGGCAUCUGCCCGAGUACAAGGGAAAUCACUGCAUCUUCUUUGCCCUGUACGACGGCGCCCCGCAGCAUGUCGCAGCUACUCUGCACCAACUCACCCCCGAUCUGGACGGAGGCAAUAUUCUCGACGUCGUCUCUCCCGAGAUCCUUCCCACCGACAACGAGAAUACGUUAUAUACGCGAUGCCUUCAUCUAGCGAUCGACCGAUGCAUGGAACAUGUCCAGAGAUUCUCACGAGGCCAGACUCUUGUUCUCUCUCCGCAGCCGACAUCUGGAAAGAUCUUCCGACACACGGAUCGCACGCCGAUGAAGGAACUUUGGCUCUGGUUGACUACCGCUUUCUUUGGGCUACCACAAGAAAAAUCGGUCGGAUGCGGGCAAACACAUUUCCCGUUUUGGUAG